Molecule: messenger RNA, 4097 nt
Organism: Liolophura sinensis
Lineage: Eukaryota; Metazoa; Mollusca; Polyplacophora; Chitonida; Chitonidae
Product: alpha-1,6-mannosyl-glycoprotein 4-beta-N-acetylglucosaminyltransferase-like
Exons: 5
Coding region: 205-1596 (463 amino acids)
Biological process (GO): protein N-linked glycosylation
Molecular function (GO): acetylglucosaminyltransferase activity
Source: RefSeq, a predicted model, not a curated record
AUAGUGUUUUGGGCGAUUUCCUGGGCGCAUGUUGCUGUUGUUCAAAGGUUGCAAGUGGAGUGGAGGUGAGCAGUGGUGCGAGGGGGAAAAAUCUAACCUCACAGUCAAGUAAAUUCACUGAGUACAGUCUCCCUGGCUGCAUGAGUUGGUGACUUCAGAGGCCAGCUGUUAGUCGCACUAAAGCGGAGGAACACAGCAUUCGAAAUGAAUAUACAGCCGAGGUACCGUGUAAUGUACAUCUUUCUCUGUACGUCCACCUUGUACUUAAUUUGGUUUGUAACACAGCGUGGGGACAUGAAGGCCCAUGUCCUUGAUAUUAGGGGUGUACCACUGGAGUCCACAGAUGCGCAAAAUCUAACACCGACUGGUUUGGGACGUACAUCCGACACGGAUAUGUUUAAGCAUGCACUGGUGGCAGGAAAAAGGAGACCGACCCGAGGUUUUCUGACGCUGGGUAUACCCACUGUAAAAAGACCAAAGGAUGCCUCUUACCUCAAAGCUACCAUAGAGGAUUUACUGAGAAACGCCAACGAAGAGGAGAAAAGAGAACUGACUCUGGUGAUAUUUCUGGCGGAUUUUGACAAGGCAGCCAGGGAUGAAAUAAAGGCGGAUAUUAUUAAUAAAUUUAACAGUCACAUUGAAGAUGGCCUUAUACAAGUCAUAGAGGCUCCGCGCAUGUUUUACCCUUCCCUUGAUAACCUCCCGAAGACUGCUUAUAAACACUCACCGACAAAGGUUCGCUGGAUAUCGAAACAAAACUACGAUUAUGCCUUUCUGAUGCUAUAUUCGAAGGAUUUGUCAGAGUACUAUCUGCAAUUGGAAGACGAUUUGUCUACGAUUCCUAAUUACAUAACAGAGAUUCGAAAAUUUAUUCAGCGAUAUCAAAAAAGCCAAUGGACAUGCCUGGAGUUCUCAGCUCUUGGAUUCAUAGCUAAGCUCUAUCGAUCGCGAGAUUUAUAUAAACUUGCAAAGAUGAUGAUGUUAUUUUUCUACGAGCAGCCAAAUGAUGUAACCUAUUUAAUUUUCAACCAACUGAUGCAGCAACCUCACCGGAUAGUCCGAAAACCUACCAUAUUUAAACACAUGGGUUUGCAUUCAUCGCUUCCGGAGAAACUCGAGCAACGAGUGGAUCCCCUGUUCUUACAAGACAACAAUGGGAACAGAACAAACAAAGUCAAAACGGUUCUUAAUCCACCUGCUAAAGUGUCAACUAAUCUUAGAAUAUACGAGGACCAUAGGCUCGAACAUUGUUACGGGAAGAAAGGUCCUCUGUGGACAUUUGGCCCACGGAAAGGGGCGACAAUCUCAAUCGUUUUUAACCAGCCACAGCGUCUUUUGUCUGUGACCGUCCUGUCUGGACCGGAUGACCAUCCAGAUGACUUCUUGCAAAAUGCCGUACUUCGGAUUGGUCAAAAGUUUAGCGUUACAUGCACAGAUAUAUACGCCGUGCAAAUAUUCAAAUUCGGACAAGCUGACUUAGAGCUGGAUAAAGAGGCCCAAGAUAUACCCGCAAGUUGCAUACAGAUACAAACGCUGGCAGGACAAAACAACUGGUUGAUGAUAUCUGACAUCAGUGUAAGAGCAGUCGAAUCAUGACUUGUUAAUCAGCAGUAGCGACUGUACAGAGAGGUUAUUAUGUUUUACUUGGUUGCCAUGUAUUAUUUUCAGUCCGUGGAAAACUAUAUGUUCACGCAACCUAAAGGUCGAGACUUGUUUAUCGCCAUUUAUUUACCUUUCUAUGCGUAUUUCGUUUAUUUUAGGCAUUUAUGAAUGCUUUAAUACUGACUGAUUUAAUUUUCACCGUGCACUCUAUGGAAUUAAACACACUUCGUGGAAAUUACGGGUACCGCGGUGAUUUACAAAAAUAAUUGUCUGAGUCCAUAUGGUUUUAUUCAGUUAGAGUAUAUAUAAUGAGUACAUAAAAUGUGGUAUAUAAACUACUGGCUCUACAUGGGAAGUGUUUCAUGACUCAUGUGACAAAGCAGCCAGCCAAUAGAAAUAUUAGUGCUGGUAUAUUUCAAGGCUUUUGAGUGUUAUAGGAAAGGAAAUAGAACUGUUACAGGUUGGCUACUGUCACAUGACACUUCAGAUAAUCUCUGAACUGCUCACGAGUGUAAAGAGGUGUAAUUUUUUACACUUAUAGAGUGUUAUAUUUUUAGCACUUUAAUGUUUAGCGUGUACGGUCAACCUAGGCUUAGACUUCUUUUUGCAAGAUACCCCUGUUGAAUAGUUAUUUUUCAGCGACAAAGCUUAAAUUAUCUCGGUAUUGUAGAAUAAACGUCAAACACUUGCACAACUAUUGUACACCACAUAUUAAAUUGUGUCAUGCUGGCUUCCUCUCCGGCCGUAAGUGGGAAGGUCUGCCAGCAACCUGCGGAUGGUCGUGGGUUUCCCCCGGGCUCUGCCCGGUUUCCACCUCAAAUAUUCGUACAGCAUGGUAUAUCAAGAGUUGUGGAGGUAACAUCAGAUAUUUCUACAGCAUGGUAUAUCAAGAGUUUUGGAGAUAACCUCAAAUAUUCGUACAGCAUGGUAUAUGAAGAGUUGUGAAGGUAGGCUCAAAUAUUUGUACACCAUGGCAUAUCAAGAGUUGUAGAGGUAAGCUCAGAUAUUCCUACAGCAUGGUAUAUCAAGAGUUGUGGAGGUAACAUCAGAUAUUUGUACAGCAUUGUGGAGAUAUCCUCGGGCAUUGACACGGGCAUGAAAUGUCAUUAGUUGAGGAAUAUACAUUGAAACAGCUUAUUAACUUAAAGCAUUUUUAGGGUUUGGAUAGCCAAAUCUUGUAAAACUAUAUCCGAAAAAUCAUAACAAUGUAUAGUUGUUCAUUGAAGAUGGUACCUGUAUUUUUAUAGCAAAUUCCAGUUGGAGUGCUUUUUAUUUUAUUGUAUUAUAUAUUAAUAAUUUAGCUCCAAUGAUGCCCCCCCCCCCACUCCCACCCUCCGUCAGUUCCUUCGUGACAGCUCGUGUCACUGACAGCCAAUUGUAUCUUUAUGCUAGGGAAGUUUUUGAAGAAAUUGCAUCUCAACAUUGAUUUAUUUGAUAUUUAACGCAGUAGACCUACUAAUAACCUACUAAGUUUUCCCUUAUGCAAUGGCAGUUAGGUUAUAUGUCUUUGCCCGGUUUCCUCCGACCAUAUAUAAUGUUGGCGGCCGUCUUAUGAGUGAAACAUUCUUGAGUGCAGCGUAAAACACCAAUACCAUAAAAGAAAUAAAUCAAACAUUUGAAUGCAUUUAACUUUCUUAAAAAAUUGUUAAAAGGAAAGUAUUUUUAUGUAAUUUUUCACUUGUCUCUUUAAUUAAUAUUACUUUAUGUUUUAGCUUUUUUCCAUGUUAAAGCCCGCACCGAAGUUGCACUAAAUUAAUUCCAAAAUGUUUUCCUUAAAAAUGUCAUCAUCGGUUCCAUUUAGUUACUUCCCUAAGAUCAUAUUCUCACAAAAAAAUUUCACUUUCGAUGACUGCAAGCUCCCAAAACGAAAGUAGAAGUACCCAUGCGCCUCGUCACGUGAUUUCGUAGAUCCUCUUCUUUCUUGUGUGAUCUAACGGAACCUUUAGUUUUUAAAUAUACACGUACCAUGGACAGUCGUGCUGUUAUAUCCUGUGGCCUUCGUUAAUUCUGAUUGGUUUAUGUGAUUUGUACACAUACGUUACACAGAAGACGUCUGUCAUACAAUGGAGAGGUAAUUUGGUAUCCCAUGAGGUCAUGUGCAUAUUGGUAGUGUAGGUAAAAAUUCAACUUUUUCCACGGGCGAAUUUAACAGGGUCGUGUUGCUGUAUUGCAAUUUUUGUUCGUCUGUCCGUAUCUGUUUCCGAACUACAAGUCCAUUUAUUUGGCAUGUGAAAUUUAUUUUAAUCUAUCACAUAAACAGGUAUGGCUUCGUGCCUGGUCUACAACACCAGCUGUUCAGUAUACGUAGUUCAAUAGAUACAUAGGUGGCCACACACAGAGAGUUUACUUUAUGUCGGGCCUUUCCGCGGUUGCCAUGUUAACCGGAUUGCCAAUUUUCCUAUAUCUCCUAUGUAAAUACAAUAUGUUUUAUAAUGAAUUCAUCUCUUCUUCACUGCUCUGUUACAUAUACAACGGUGUCCGCUGAACGACAGGUG